UUCUCCUUUCUUAAGCGGCACAUUAGGGUUUUUGGAGGAUUCAAAAGGGAAACUGUGUUUUUGAAUUGAAAAGAAGCAUCCAUCAUCUCAGCACUCUCUAAAAUGGAUCCUUCCGCUCUUAACUCCCCUGAGUUGCAAAACUUCCUCAAUCAAGAAAAACAAAAGGCUAUGCUUAAUGAAAUGGUAGCAAAACUGACAAGUCUGUGCUGGGACAAGUGUAUAACAAGCACUCCUGGAAGCAAGUUCAGCUCGAGCGAAGCAUCGUGUCUUUCAAAUUGUGCCCAACGCUACAUGGACAUGAGUAUGAUCAUCAUGAAACGCUUUCAGUCAAUGGAUUCUAUGCAAUGAAAUCCAUUGAUCGAGGUCUAUCGUUCUCAUUAAUAAUCCUGGUUUUGAGCCCCUUGAGAUGCAUUUUUAUUUCUAAAUUUCUAUCCAUUUCAAUUUGAAAUCACUUGUUUGUAGUGUAUAUCUGCAUGACCCUAUUUGCAAGUUUAAAUCAUUUUAAUCCCUUAAAACCUUUUUCAAUAUUGACUGUUUUAUGUUGUUGUUG
Molecule: messenger RNA, 550 nt
Organism: Impatiens glandulifera
Lineage: Eukaryota; Viridiplantae; Streptophyta; Magnoliopsida; Ericales; Balsaminaceae
Product: mitochondrial import inner membrane translocase subunit TIM8
Exons: 2
Coding region: 103-348 (81 amino acids)
Source: RefSeq, a predicted model, not a curated record